Capronia epimyces CBS 606.96 is the source of this 1599-nucleotide messenger RNA. RefSeq lists its product as uncharacterized. Gene Ontology annotation, molecular function: transmembrane transporter activity. NCBI's taxonomy places the organism in Eukaryota, Fungi, Ascomycota, Eurotiomycetes, Chaetothyriales, Herpotrichiellaceae. The record is from RefSeq and is a predicted model, not a curated record. The transcript is spliced from 6 exons. The coding region runs from base 1 to 1599 and encodes 532 amino acids. Gene Ontology annotation, cellular component: membrane. Gene Ontology annotation, biological process: transmembrane transport.
AUGGAUACGAAACAAUUGGCACUCACCGAAACUGCUGGCAAAGUUAUUUCUCAUGAUGUUGCCACUGGUCAGGUGGUCGACUUGGCCGUCCUGGGGCUCCAAGAGGAGAUCAAACGUGACAUUGGGACCUUCGAUCUCCUUUGUUUGGCUUGGAAUAUUUCCAACUGUUGGGCUGGUGUCUCCGCUACCAUCGCUCUUGGAAUUACCCAAGGGGGCACUGUUACCAUGAUCUACGGAAUACUCAUAGUUGCUCUCUUCAUGGGCGGCACCAUCUUAACUCUGGCUGAGCUGGCAAGCGUUUACCCAACCGCUGGUGGUCAGUAUCAUUGGACAUCCAUUUUAUCGCCACCCAGUAUCAGCAAAGGCCUUAGUUAUCUUUGCGGAGCCUCCAAUGUCUGUGGCUGGGUUUCCCUCGGCGCCGGGACCGCCAUCAUUCCAGCCCAAAUUGUCUUCAGCAUGGUGGUCUUCUUUCAUCCGGAUUUCGAAUCCAAGCCAUGGAUGAUCUUUCUCAUCUAUCAGGGUGUCAAUUUUGUACUUGCUCUCAACAAUAUCUACGUUCAGAAACGUGCAAGUUGGAUCCACGACAUUGGUCUCUUUAUAUCGGUCUCUUUCUUUCUGAUUAUCCUUAUUACCUGCCUGGCCAGGACUCCAAAAUUUCAGACCAACGAGUUUGUUUGGACUACCUGGGUUGAUUACUCCAAUUGGAAUGCUCCAGGUCUUGUGUUCUUCUUUGGAGUCGUCAAUCCGAUGUAUAUGUUCGGCGGAAUUGAUGGCGCAUUACACCUCGCCGAGGAAUCCCCGAAUCCAUCCGUCGGUGUUCCAAAGGCCAUGCUAUGGACUCUCAUCAUUGGCGUUGGGUCAACUUUCCCGUUCAUAAUUGCGAUGCUGUACUGCAUCAGCGAUUUGACCGCCGUUCUCGAGACUCCCACAGGACAACCAAUCUACGAGCUAUGGUAUCAGGCAACAGGUUCCAAGGCUGCUGCAACCGUGUUUAUGUUUAUUUUACUCAUCGGCGGAUUCUUCGCCAUGAAUGGUUGCCAGCAGACGGCAUCGCGUCUGACUUGGGCUUUUGCCAGAGACAACGGCCUUGUCUUUUCCAAACAUCUUGGCCGGGUAUCCAAGAGGUUACAGGUCCCUGUAUGGGCAAUCAUCGUCAAUGGUGUGGUCGUUUUCAUCAUGGGCUGUAUCUACCUCGGAUCAAGCACCGCAUUCAACGCUCUGAUUGGAACCGGUCUCGUCAUUGGGCAAUUCACCUACGCAAUUCCAGCUGCGCUGCUGCUUUACCACAAGCGUUCUUCUGCCGUUCUGCCACCUGGACGAUACUUCAAGCUCCCUGGUGUCUUUGGUUGGAUCUGUAACAUCUUGACCGUCACUUGGGCGGUGAUAGUGCUCAUCUUCUUCGACUUUCCAACUUCACUGCCUGUGACCGGAUCGACAAUGAAUUAUACUUGUGUGGUAUUAGGGUGCAUGGCAUUCUUCGGACUGAUCAACUGGUUCGUUCAUGCAAAGCGCCACUACCACGGACCGCGGCUUGGGUCACACCUGCAUUACAACGAAGAGCACACUGGGAACUCUAUGGAGGAGCGUCACGAAGAUUGA